CUCCUACGCUUUUGCUGGGUCGCGCCAUGGCAUGCGAGCCGCCGCCGCCGCCGCUGCCGAAGAAGCAGAAAUCCCCAGCGGCCGCGCCGACCACCAUAUGCGCCCUCGGCGACGACCUGCUGCGGGAGAUAUUCCUCCGCCUGCCCUCCCUCCCCACCCUCGUCCGCGCCGCCCUCACCUGCCGCGCCUCUCUCCGCGCCGUCCGCUCAUCCCCCGCCUUCCGCCGCCGCUUCCGCGAGCUCCACUCGGCCCCACUCCUCGGCGUAUUCCUCGACGUCUUCGAGUCCGACACUCCCGCUUUCCGCCCGCUCCGCCUGCAUUCUGACCCGGACCUUGCCGCGGCCGUCCGCGGCGGCGAUUUCCACCUCACCCGACUCCCCGACGAGAUCGAGGGCGUCGCCCCCGAGUGGUUAAUCCAGGACUGCCACGACGGGCGCGUCGUCCUCGCCAGCUACAAAACCGGGCACAUGGCCGUCUACGACCCCCUCACACGAGCCCUGGAUCUCUUCCCCAGGCCGCCCGGCGAGAUCUGCGAAGACAUGUACGUCGAGUACCACGUCCUCCCCUCCGACGAAGAACGCGGCCCGUUCCGCGUCAUCUGCGUCUGCCACGAAGCUUGCGGUGCGCAAGCCGCCGUCCUCUCAUCAGAGACCGGGGAGUGGCAGGUCUUCCCGUUUGUGGAGGCCGCAGCCAUGCAGCCUGGGGACGACAACGAGAAGUGUUCUGGCAACGGGACGCUGGUGAACGGGUCCAUCUAUUGGACAGACGGGAGCCGAGCCCUUGCGCGCGUGCUGAACACCUCGACAUUGCACUUCUCUCGCAUCGACCUGCCUCCGCACAUCGAAGGGCAAGGAGCGCUCACGGCUGGUGAGACCAAGGAUGGGAGGCUCUGCAUCAUCAGCACCGUCAAGCUCACACUUGUGGUUUGGUUCCAGAGAACCGAUGAUGAUGGUGUCGAGAGAUGGACGCAGCACAAGACAUUUCCGUUAGAGCAGGACAUUCAUGCGCACGAUCACUGCUUCGACCAUGAUCACAUUGCGCUGAAGAUUCUGGCGAUUGUCAAUGGCUUUGUGUACUUGUCUACUUACUGUGAGCCGGAUCGCGAUUUGCCUGGUUUGUUCCUGUCCUUCUGCCUAGAAACAGCAAAGCUGAAUAAGCUCUGCACUAUCCUUUACCCUAACAGUUUGUAUCCCUACAUCAUGGCGUGGCCUCCUUCUUUGGUGCUCAACGAGUAUUUCCUGAAGGCCCAAUUCCACUAUACCAAGAACCAGUAUGCUAAUUUGUUGCUUAUUAUUGGCAUUACAGGAAGUUUCUCACAGCUGACCAUGAUGCCUUUCUUAGCGCCGAAGCUGGGUGAGCAGAAGCUACUUGUCGUGGCACUUACAGGGAGCUGCGUGCAUGGAUUCCUAUACAGCAUUGCAUGGUCAUUCUGGGUCCCUUAUCUUGCUGCAAGCUGUGUGAUUCUAAGCAUUUUGGUCGGCCCUUGUAUAAGGAGCAUUGUAUCAAAAAAAGUAGGGCCUUCUGAGCAGGGAAUGGUUCAAGGCUGUAUUACAGGAAUCAGCUCAACUGCAAGUGUCAUAUCUCCUCUAGUUUUUACUCCGCUCACAGCAUGGUUCCUAUCAGAGACCACACCUUUCAACUUCAAAGGUUUCAGCCUGGCUUGUGCUGGAUUUGCUACGUUGGUGGCACUCAUAAUGAGCAUUAAUAUGAGGCCAGCAGAGGUUCAGCCAGAUACCAGAUAGAAGAACUACUGAAUACAUGUCGAUGUACAUAUGGUAGAUGCCUAUAAUGCUAAUACUCUUACUCAGUAUCAAUAGCCGUGGUCAAUUAAGGUAGCUGUUCCAUCCUCUGCAGUAGGGACAGCAAAUAGCAGUGUAAAGUAUCAAAAGUAGAAGCAGAUCCACAGGCUUCAGUUUGUAAAUUGUAUUCGAUAAUUGACACUACAAGUACAAGGUCAAUUAAAAUUAGCUGUUCCAUCCUGUGCAGUUGACAAUAGGGCAGCAAAUAGUGGUGUAAAGUAUCGAAAGUAGAAGCAGAUCCACAGGCUUCAGUUUGUAAAUUGUACUCAAUAACUGACACUACAGGUACAAGGUUGAUUCGACAUAGCUAAUUAGUUGCGAGUGUAAGGCUGGAGUAAACCAAGUAUGCAUAGUUAGCACAAUCGUUGUGCAAGAAACA
Triticum aestivum (bread wheat) is the source of this 2178-nucleotide messenger RNA. RefSeq lists its product as uncharacterized. Lineage: Eukaryota; Viridiplantae; Streptophyta; Magnoliopsida; Poales; Poaceae. Gene Ontology annotation, molecular function: protein binding. The record is from RefSeq and is a predicted model, not a curated record. The transcript is spliced from 9 exons. The coding region runs from base 27 to 1742 and encodes 571 amino acids.